Solanum lycopersicum (tomato) is the source of this 3083-nucleotide messenger RNA. Lineage: Eukaryota; Viridiplantae; Streptophyta; Magnoliopsida; Solanales; Solanaceae. The record is from RefSeq and is a predicted model, not a curated record.
UUUAAAAUAGGAUAUAAUUGUUCUAUGAUAAGUAGUUUAGAGAUUGUUUUUCCGCAGCACCAUUUGUACGUUUUCAGUUGCUGACUCUCACUGUGAGCCACGUAUGUGGAACGUGGCGCAUUGUUAGGCCCCCUAAGCUAAUAGCAAAGAAAAAUAGCGAAAGAAGCACCGCACCGUUGGCACCUUCCAUCACUACGCCUGAAUUAAGUUUUUCAGAGGCAUAUUCUCAAACACCUUAUAUGCACAGGACAUACAUCGCUGGGCAAGGUUAUGCGAACACUCAAAAUUGCCGAUGAGGAGUAUCAUUUCAUGCCUUAACCGACGGCGUCUGGCAGUCCUGUCCCCAACUCUGCGUUUUGGCUGCUCAGUUGAGACUGCUUGGUGGGAAUACUCAUCCAGUAGUUUUCCUGAGGUUGUUUUAGCUGGAAACCAUGGCAAUUUUGUGUCAACCCCAAAAUACUUUUCUACUGGUUUUUCCAGUGUGCAUGGAGAAAGGCCAACCGCUGAGUAUGCUAGGUUGAGGAAGGAAUCACUAGAAAGCGAAUUCGGUCAUGCACUUACUUAUAAGUCGAAAAGCCUUUCAUCAUUAUAUCGUUUUGGCCCAUUCAUGGCUUUGUACAGAGCAGCCAUUAUUUCGUUCUAUGUGUUGAAGCUAACCGUCUGGCGCUUAUUUGUCCAUGACUUAAGAAGACGUGCUGUUAAGUUCCGAGAAACUCUUAUCGACUUGGGUCCUUUCUACAUAAAGCUGGGACAAGCUUUAAGCACAAGGCCGGACAUAUUACCAAAAGUGUAUUGUCAAGAACUUGCAAAGUUACAGGAUCAAAUCCCCCCAUUUCCAACUCAUCUUGCAAGAAGAUCUAUUGAGUCCCAGUUGGGUGUUCGCGUUUCACAAGUAUUUGCUGACAUUAGCAAGGAGCCAAUUGCUGCAGCAUCUCUCGGCCAAGUAUAUAAAGCUCAUUUGCAUUCUGGGGAGCUGGUGGCUGUUAAGGUCCAGAGGCCUCAUAUGUCUCAUUUACUGACACUGGACGCUAUGUUAUUUCACAUGAUUGGUGGCCAACUAAAAAGAUUUGCAAAAGCUCGUAAGGAUCUGUUGGUAGCUGUCAAUGAGAUGGUGAGACACAUGUUCGAAGAAAUUGACUACAUCCUGGAAGCACAAAAUGCCGAAAGAUUCGCAUCUCUUUAUGCAUGCAGUAAUAAAGAGAAAACUGUCCCAGGGAGUGCAGUAACUGAUAAUGUCGAGUGUCAGAAAACUGUUGGUAUCAAGGUCCCUAAAAUAUACUGGAACUUUACCCGUAAGGAGGUGCUUACGAUGGAGUGGAUAGAUGGGAUUAAAUUGACAGAUGAAAGUCGAAUGAGGAAGGCAAACUUAAACAGGAGGAGACUUGUUGACCAGGGGUUAUACUGCUCAUUGAGGCAGUUGCUUGAGGUGGGGUUUUUCCAUGCUGAUCCUCAUCCUGGGAACCUAGUUGCUACUGAGGAUGGAUCUCUUGCCUAUUUUGACUUUGGCAUGAUGGGAGACAUUCCACGUCACUAUCGUGUUGGACUUAUUAAAGUGCUUGUUCACUUCGUUAAUCGAGACUCUCUGGGUUUAGCAAAUGACUUUCUUUCUCUGGGAUUUCUACCUGAUGGAGUAGACAUUCAAUCUGUUUCAGAAGCUUUGCAAGCGUCCUUUGGUAAUGGAACCAGACAAUCCCAAGAUUUUCAGGGCAUAAUGAAUCAAUUGUAUGAUGUCAUGUACGAGUUCAACUUUUCUCUUCCUCCUGACUAUGCUUUGGUGAUAAGAGCGCUUGGAUCUCUUGAAGGAACUGCAAAAGCAUUGGAUCCAGAUUUCAAAGUUGUUGAAAGUGCAUAUCCUUUUGUUAUCGGAAGACUCUUGGUAGAUCCAACUCCUGAUAUGAGGAGAAUAUUGAGAGAGCUUCUCAUCCGCAAUGAUGGUUCUAUUAGAUGGAAUCGUCUAGAGAGACUGAUUGCAGCAAUAUCUCAGCAGGCUUCUGAAACAGAAGGAGAAACUCAGGAGAGUUACUCGGAUCCAUUGGGAUCAUUCGAUAUACGGGCUGUAGUCUCUGCAACAGAAGACCUUUUCCAAUUUAUAUUGUCAGACAAGGGUUCAAGAGUCCGUGUAUUCCUUGUCAGAGACAUAGUUAAAGCAGCUGAUGUUUUCUAUCAAGAUGAAUUUCUAAAUAAUCUUCUUGAUGAGAAGCUUCGAGCGAGACGUUUAUUUGGAUAUGAGGAACAUGGUAUUAUGGUUAGGGUGUUGAGUGGGUUUCAUUCCCUAGGACGUGCAGUGAAAUUGGCUCCGGAUUUGUGGUCAGCAAUGCUGAUUCGCUUGGUGGUGAAGCCAGAGUUCCAGAAAUUUGCUUGUGACGUAAGUUCAGCAUUGAUCAGUCACUUCAAGUAUCACCUUCCAGUCAGCUUUUGGAUGGGUAUUUCUCAGCUACUACAUAGAGUGGUUGAUAGAGACAGAUGAAGUAUUGUGAUGUAUCAAGGUCUGUGCUCUCAUUUUCGUAUCUGUGGUUACGGCCGUGUUAGUGUAUUUGUUUUCCAGCGGAUGCGUUGAACGAGCGUGUUUGAGUAGGGAAUGAUCAUUAAUUUCAGGAUCCUAGAGAAACUUGCAUAUAUUAUGCCGUCAGAAGUAGGUUCAAGCACUCUGCGUCCCAUUAUACGAAUAUCAAUUUGUCUGGCAGAACAUUAGACAGGGAUCAAGAAGGGAAAAUACAGCAUACGCUCCAAAAAAGAGAAUGGUCUUCAAAGUGUUGUUGACAAUCUACAAAGGUCGCUUCCAUUUUACCAAUACUUUAAUAGUAUCAAAAACUAUUCAACGUGGCAGAGUUCCGCCAAGGUUUCUGUGAAAUGCCGCUGAGUUUCUGAGUCUCCAUUUGGAGUUGGUUAUAGUUUAUAGCUUAAUUAUAAGCAUAGUGAUAGAACUCUUCUUAACAUUUUUACCUGUCUUGUUUAUAUUAAGUUUUUGUUGAUGAACAUUACUAAUUCAGGGGUGGCUUGGCAGUUCAAAAAAAAAAAGAUAUGUGCCUUUUUUAAGGGGCUUCAUUUUUAAAAAUAAUAUUAUAAGUUAUUGUUUUCUAAUA